UGGGCGUCUUAUCGCAGCGCGGCAAAAGCAGCAUAUAAAAAGAUGACAGAAGUUCCAUUUCGAUAUCAGUAAGUCUCUUCAAGUCUUCAAGAAAACAACAUGAAGUUCAUCAUUGCUUUCGCCUGCCUGCUGGCUGUGGCCUACGCCAACGAGGAUGCCAAUGUGCUCCGUAGUGAAGCGGAAGUCAACGUUGACAGCUUCAAGUAUGCUCUGGAGCUCGACAACUCCGUGAACGUCCACCAGCAAGGUGAGCAGCAAGGCGAGCAGUGGGUGGUUAAGGGAGACCAGGCCUGGACAUCCCCCGAGGGAGUGCCAGUCUCCAUCCAGUAUGUUGCCGACGAGAACGGAUACCAGGUGCUGGCUGCCAACCCCCCUCUGCCAACCCCUCCCCCAAUCCCAGAGGCCAUCCAGCGCGCUCUGGACUGGAUCGCAGCCCACCCCCCUAAGGAAUAAGCAUUGUUUACCAAAAAUAAAAGCAGUUAAAAGUUAA
This is a messenger RNA of Drosophila pseudoobscura, 490 nucleotides long. RefSeq names its product Cuticular protein 47Eg (gene Cpr47Eg). Gene Ontology annotation, cellular component: chitin-based extracellular matrix. Gene Ontology annotation, molecular function: structural constituent of chitin-based larval cuticle. Lineage: Eukaryota; Metazoa; Arthropoda; Insecta; Diptera; Drosophilidae. The coding region runs from base 100 to 453 and encodes 117 amino acids. The transcript has 2 exons. The record is from RefSeq and is a predicted model, not a curated record.